UCAUUUCAAGUGGUUUUGAUUUCCAGAGGGACUCUUUCCUUUAUGUUGAUAAAUUACGGUCCCAUUGAUUCAACAACCCACAAAGUGCAGGCUGGAUAUGAUACCUUCAAACACAGCUUUGAGAUCACGUCAACCAACAGUAAUGUUUCAAAGCUCAGCAGCACAAGCAAUGUGAAUGUCCCUGGGCGCUGGGCCUUCUUGGUAAACCAAGGAAGCAGUUACACCACUACCAGCGAUCUGAAUAUCAAGGUUUCUGAAGCUUGCAAGGCUAAUGCCAGCCAGGAGUGUACAAAAACACUCCUGAGUAAGAUUGACAACAUCACUACUGAAGUGUUAUCAAAGGAAGUUGUGGAGGACAAAUUGAAGUUCCUUACUACUCAACAAAACAGUUUGCUUGUUGGAAAAACAAACCAAGAUGAACUAAUAUCCUCUUUCAAUAAUGUACUGAGAGCCACAGACAAACUGAUGUCUACUUUGGUGAAGAAAGUAGAGACCAAUUCUUCUGUUAGCAUCUCCCUUGAAACUUUAGAGGCUCGAGUUACUGAAGUUGGACCAAGUUGUUCCAUGAUGGAAAUCCCUCAGCUUGACACAUCAGAAAAUAAAAUGGAUAUUGAUCUCAUUGGAAUUUCUAAAAGCGAGAUGAAUCAAGGGCACGCAGCUGUAGCGUUCAUAAGCUACACCAACAUGUCGAAUUCCAGCCUGUUCAGUACAACUAUCAGCACAAUGAAACUUCUAUCCACUGUGGUUUCAGCCACACUCCCCAGAACCAGAAACACAAGCCUCACCAAACCAGUCAACUUCACCCUGAAGCACACUGCAGAGUUUAAUCUCAGUGGUACCCCCUCCUGUGUCUACUGGAAAGAAACUGACUGGGUCACAGACGGCUGUACACUAAUAGAGACCAACAGCACUCAUUCUGUCUGCUCCUGUGAUCACCUGUCAACCUUCGCUCUCAUCAUGCAGACCAAACCAUCUGAGAAUGACCAUCAUUUGGACGUGUUCAGCAUGGUGGCUGAGACACUGGGGCUGGUGUUCUUGGUGUUGACUCUAUUGACCUUUGCCCUCUGUCGAAAGAACCCGAGAGUGAUCAACACGGCCCGGAUCCAACUGUGUAUAAGCCUGUUGUUGGCCCACUUCCUCUUCCUGCUCACACAAAUAUUACUGAAGAGCAAAUCUUUACAGCCUCACAAGUUGGCGUGUGCGGUGAUGGCAGGCGUUCUGCACUUCCUCUUCCUCUCUGCUUUUGUGUGGAUGUUCAUUGAGGCACUGAUGCUCUUCAUCGCUGUAAAGAACCUGUCACGUCCCAAAUCAAAGCAGAGGAAUUUUCUUAACUGGAAGCUUUUAACUGUGGUUGGGUACAUGAUCGCUCUGUUUGUGGUGGGUGUGUCUGCUGCAGUGGUACCUGAAGGAUAUGGCAGUGAACAAUGCUGGCUUAAGCAGGACAAAGACUUAAAGUGGAGUUUUCUGGGUCCUGUUUCUUUUAUUCUUGCAUCCAAUACAAUUCUCUUCAGUUUGAUUGCUUUCAGCCUGGGAUAUUCUCUGGCUCACCUGAACAGUCAAGUUUCACAAAUAAAACAAACCAGGACUGUUUUCUUUAAAACCAUGGCUCAGUUUGUCAUCCUCGGUUGCCCCUGGGUUCUGGGUUUCUUCACCGCCGACAGUAAGGCUCUGGAGAUUAUUUUUGUGAUCCUCAUCUCUCAGCAGGGCACCUUCAUCUUCAUCGUCCACUGUGUCCUCAGUAAUGAGGUAAAGCAAAAGUACAGAAACCUGCUGGGUGGUUUUCAGGUUAAUUUCUCUCCAACCAUUAUCACUGAAACCAGCACCACACAAGGAUGAAGUCCUGAUCUACGUGGCAGUCGACACACUGACUAUGACAAUAUUACUGCAGAGUCCAAUUGGAUAAAGGUUUAAGUUCUCCAAUGUAUUUUCUCAAAACAGUCUCACUCUUAUACAAAUAUGAAAAGGUGCAUUUUCUGUGGGAAUGUUAUGCUGUUUUUAUGUGGUGUUACAACAGAAAAUACAACAUAUUUUAUUUUUAUAUAAUUUACACAUUUAGUUUUUAUCGUAUUGAUUUUGGCAUCGUUUUUCUGUUAGUGACUAAUGGUUGACUUUCCCUGUAUGAAUCCUAAUUUUAUACAUAUCCUGUAAGGCACAGUUUUGUUAUCAAUGUUCAGAAAAAAGUUGUGAGAAUGUGUUGAAUUGAACUAGAAAAUGAUUAUUAUAAAUGAUUUUUUUACCUGUAUUGUAUUGAAAAUAAUAGA
Messenger RNA from Pygocentrus nattereri (red-bellied piranha), 2261 nucleotides. RefSeq names its product adhesion G protein-coupled receptor E3-like. Gene Ontology annotation, molecular function: G protein-coupled receptor activity. Lineage: Eukaryota; Metazoa; Chordata; Actinopteri; Characiformes; Serrasalmidae. Gene Ontology annotation, biological process: cell surface receptor signaling pathway; adenylate cyclase-activating G protein-coupled receptor signaling pathway. Gene Ontology annotation, cellular component: membrane. The coding region runs from base 43 to 1836 and encodes 597 amino acids. The transcript is spliced from 14 exons. The record is from RefSeq and is a predicted model, not a curated record.